AUGGAUAGCGCUACACUUGACACGCGAUGCAAGAAAUGCCAGGAGCUAUCCAAGGCAGUCAACCAAGAGCCAUUCGACCGUGCAUUCUCUCAUUACAAGACCUUUAAGGAGUUGGAGGCCUCAGCUGCCGCUGGAUGUCCGCUAUGUCAGCUACUACGUCGCGUCCUAUUGUUCAGCGCUCGGGACAUUGAGGAACUCCACCUCGGCACUCAGGUCGAGGUGACACCCCUGGGUUCCAAAAGUCCAAGGCCUGAGAAUUUGUGGGUUGUGAUUGGGGACUCGGAGGAUGGAAGUUUCGGGGGAGUAAUCUACCCACCAAAGUACAACAGCAUUGAGCCUAUCCGGCAGUUCAAGCCCCAAGAUAGAGAAACAGACCUUGAACACCUUGUUCGAGAGCGCAUCCAGCCUUGGGUCAAAACAUGUUGCCGAGACCAUGCCUUGUGCAAUCUUCCGCAUGGUCAAACCAGUCCCAGCACGCACAUAGAAAAACCUCCGCUGCCCAAUAGAGUCAUUGACGUGGGGGUAAAAGGAGCUUCACCUCGACUCUAUGUACCGAAACUCGAACAAGGAUCAACUGUCUUCUCCGAUUAUCUCAUCCUCAGCUAUCGCUGGGGCAAAGGAAACCUCAAUGCCCGCACAACAAGACACAACUUUGAGCAGAGACGAGCCAAGAUAAACCUCGAAGAGCUCUCCCAGACCAUUCUUGAUGCCAUUGACGUCACUCGAGCCAUGGGUCAACGUUACCUCUUUGUCGACGCCAUAUGCAUCAUCCAGCACAACCAGGGAGAAGACGCCACCGACUGGCUCGCAGAAGCCCCAUUAAUGGGCAGAUACUAUCAGAACGCCCUGUGCACCAUUGCCGCUGCUGGAGCGUACGAUAGUGACGAUGGCUUCCUCACUGAGAGACCAGGCGAGCUCUAUCACGUCUCACCUGUACUACUCGCGCGAUACAAUGAUUCGGACCAGCCGGGCCAAGAAAUUUACGCCGACCCUUCCAACCCUCUCUGGCAGGCCAAUGUUAUGAAUACUCCUCUGUAUGAUCGGGGCUGGACUCUCCAAGAGCGCUCCUUGUCAAACAGAAUAAUUCAUUUCGGUCGUGAUGCAGUCUUUUGGGAAUGUGUCGAGUUACAGGCGUCCGAAGGUUUUCCCAAGGGCGUACCACAGAACAAGCCCGUUCCAUCUGACAAUCGUUCUCACCAACAACUUCUACGCUCCAAAGACACUUUGAGAGCGCAAGCGCUUGGAGAGUAUUGGUUCCAGCUCGUAAGGGAGUACUCAUCCAUGGACUUUACCUACUUUGAUGAUAGGUUGGUCGCGAUUCAAGGAGUCGCAGAUAGGACUCGGCUGUUUUUCCCUGACACAUACGUUUGCGGCCACUUUGUGUCUCAGUUUAUUUUCAGCCUGGCCUGGCAUGGAACUGGAAGCAUCUGUACUGAGCUUGAGAGAAGCAAGAUGGGGCCAUCCUGGUCUUGGGCGUCUUCGAAGAUGAGUAGGGUCGGUUUUGCACAUCUUGACAACCCCAGAUUCAAGGGAGAAGCCAAGCUAUUGAGCGUGCAAGACUCUCUUCGUUCACCUCCAGGAUCUCUUCAACCAAAAAGAGAAGUUGUGCUGAGCACCCUUGUUCGAUCUCUGCAGGUAUUGCUCAUGCAGGACGAUGGUGAGGGUCUGAAUAUAGCCUCCGGUGUCGCAGUGGACGUUCAAGGACGUGAAAUUAGUACAAGAAUCUUCUUUGAUGAUCCUGCCAGCAUGCCAGAAGAUCUAGAGCCGACGUUUGAGAUCGCCCAGGUUGUAUAUGAGAUUCCCCGCCCUAGUUAUAUCAGUCGCGGAUGCUUAAUCUUGUCACCAGCGACAGGAGAGGUGGGAAAGGAAGACGUCUUCGAGCGUAUUGGGUGGCUGGAGCUUAUGGAGCCCCUAGGACGGCCUACGUGGAAGAGAAAGAAUAUCACAAUUGUCUAA
Molecule: messenger RNA, 1956 nt
Organism: Fusarium keratoplasticum
Lineage: Eukaryota; Fungi; Ascomycota; Sordariomycetes; Hypocreales; Nectriaceae
Product: HET domain-containing protein
Exons: 2
Coding region: 1-1956 (651 amino acids)
Source: RefSeq, a predicted model, not a curated record